This is a messenger RNA of Schistosoma curassoni, 1869 nucleotides long. The record is from the annotation of a GenBank genome assembly. NCBI's taxonomy places the organism in Eukaryota, Metazoa, Platyhelminthes, Trematoda, Strigeidida, Schistosomatidae.
AUGUCAGUUGAUACGUUGGAUAGUCUUGAAAAGGAAGAAUUCUUGAAAUGGAGACGGUCAUUGGCUUUGCUUGAAGAAAAAGACGGCAUCGUUCUUACUCCUUUUGAGCGGAAUUUGGAGUUCUGGCGUCAGUUGUGGCGUGUCGUGGAACGUAGCGACGUUGUUGUUCAGGUGGUCGAUGCUCGUCAACCUCUUUUAUAUUAUUCGAGUGAUUUAGAUAGUUAUGUUCAUGAAGUUGAUUCGAACAAGACAUCUGUGGUUCUUGUUAAUAAGUCUGACUUUCUUACAAAUCAACAAAGAGCUUUAUGGGCGGAGUAUUUUAGAACUAUUGGUAUUAACGCCAUAUUUUGGUCGGCUGUACUAGCCAGUGAACAGAUGCUAGGACAAAGUCCUAACAAUAUGACCCAACCUUGUGAUAUUUCAACCAAAAUAAUUAAUGGAACCAGUUUGGAAUCCGAGAGUAAUUCUGAGGAAAGUCAAACCGAGUCAGACACUGAUAGUGAGGCCAGUACAGUAACUAUUCAUGAAGAAACUAAUGAGGAAAGCCCUAAGGUUGUCAGAUGCACUACACAGUUGCCGAAUAGACUGGAUUGUAAAAAAAGUGAUCCUUGUGAUAGUACAGUCAAUACAAAAGAAAUCAGUAAACCGAUUUCCGAGUUCUCUUCCAAUUCUGUUAGAUGCGAUGUUAUUGAUGCUGAAACAUCUGCUCAAUCCAAACAAAAUGGUGAGGCGGGAGCUAAGGUUGUUGGAGUUGAGGAGCUAAUAAAUUUGUUAACCGAAAAAUUCAGUCCCUCCAGUCGUCAAUCAAAGGAUCCUUUGACAGUUGGCUUCAUUGGUUACCCAAACGUUGGGAAAUCAAGUACACUCAACGCGAUACUAGGUCAUAAAAAGGUUCCGGUGUCAGUUACACCUGGGAAAACCAAACAUUUCCAGACCAUUUAUGUUCGAUCAGACUUGAUACUUUGCGAUUGCCCGGGAUUGGUGAUGCCAUCUUUUGCUUACUCUAGAGCGGACUUAGUUGUAGCUGGCAUAUUAUCAAUCGAUGAGAUGCGUGAUUAUUUAGCUCCUGUUGGUUUAGUUUGUGAAAGAAUUCCACGUCAUAUUUUAGAGACAAUUUAUGGAAUCAACCUUCCUAAAUUUCAAAAUGCACAAGUUAAUGAUAGUUUAAACCGCAUCCUGACACCACAUGAAUUAUUAGCUGCUCACGCAUUUAUGCAUGGUUUUAUGACAGCUAAAGGGAAUCCAAAUUAUGAUCGUUCUGCAAGAAUCAUUUUAAAAGAUUAUGUAAAGGGUCGACUUUUGUACUGUCAUCCUCCUCCAAACACAAUUGAUCCUCUUGAUUUUCAAUCACUUGGGCGAAAUGAUAGUUUACCCUGCGGGGUUGGUUAUUUUCCUGAUCAAUCUAAAGCUGAACGGUUUCUUAAACGAUUAGAUGAAAAACAGAAACGAGCGUCUAGUCAAUGUAUUGAUGAAGUUAUCACUGAAUUUGAUCGAUUGGCGUUUAAACAGGAUCAACCUGCACGCGAACUUAUUAAAUCUCAUAAGCAAAUACCCAUUUUACGUUCUAACAUAGAAAAGUCAAAGAUCGAUGAUGAAGUAUCAUCGAAUGCAUCUUGGAGUACUGUUGGCUCAGUUGAGACUGUUAGCAAUUUAUCAUGCAUUAGUAGUGGGACAACACAAUUUAUCUUAGAAGAUGGUGCAGUCAAAAAACCUUGGCGUCUAUUAAGUCACGCUAAACACUUGAAUUCAGUACAUUCAACAAUAUUAUCAAACCAAACAGAGGCUGUAAAACAUGUAACAAAACAUAAAAAACGCAAAGAAAAACUUCGUCGAGUUUAUCGUUAUUUAGAUGAACAUGAAAGAAUGUGA